Hemiscyllium ocellatum (epaulette shark) is the source of this 1092-nucleotide messenger RNA. RefSeq names its product glucose-6-phosphatase catalytic subunit 1-like. Gene Ontology annotation, molecular function: glucose-6-phosphatase activity. Gene Ontology annotation, biological process: gluconeogenesis; glucose 6-phosphate metabolic process. The record is from RefSeq and is a predicted model, not a curated record. Bases 1 to 1092 code for a protein of 363 amino acids. The transcript has 5 exons. Gene Ontology annotation, cellular component: membrane. NCBI's taxonomy places the organism in Eukaryota, Metazoa, Chordata, Chondrichthyes, Orectolobiformes, Hemiscylliidae.
AUGGAUGCCGUGAUAGACCUGCUCCACAGCUCCGGGGUAGAGCUGGUGCAGUAUCUACAGAUGAACUACAGGGACUCCCAGAGCUGGUUCACCUUUAUCUCUUUCGCCGCUGACCUGAGAAACACUUUCUUUGUUUUCUUUCCCAUCUGGUUCCAUCUGUGUGAAGCCGUGGGUGUCAAACUCAUCUGGGUGGCCGUCAUUGGAGACUGGCUCAACCUCAUCUUCAAAUGGAUAUUAUUUGGCCACAGACCUUACUGGUGGGUUCAUGAAACGUCCUACUACAGCAACUCAUCAUUUCCUGUGUUACAGCAAUAUCCUAUAACUUGUGAAACAGGGCCAGGAAGCCCAUCGGGUCACGCUAUGGGGUCAGCUGGGGUUUGGUAUGUGAUGGUGACAGCAUUUCUGACCAGCACACUUCAGAAUAAGCAUGUUGCUUACACGAAGCCUCUCUUAUGUUCCAGGUGUCUCCGUUCAGUGCUGUGGACAAUAUUCUGGCUGAUGCAGCUCUGUGUCUGUGCAUCCAGAGUGUUUGUUGCCGCUCACUUCCCACAUCAGGUCUGCCUGGGAGUCACUUCAGGGUUGAUUGUGGCUGAAGCGUUUGGUCGGACUGAUGUAAUCUACAAUGUGAAGUUUACGCAGUACCUGAAGAUCACUCUGUCCUUGUUCUCCUUCGCUCUGGGCUUCUAUCUGGUGCUGAAGGUGCUGGGAGUGGACUUGCUGUGGUCAGUGGAGAAAGCCCAGAGAUGGUGCGCCCGAGCAGAAUGGGUCCACAUCGACAGCACUCCCUUCGCUGGUCUGGUCAGGAACAUGGGGGCCUUGUUCGGAUUGGGAUUAGCUCUCAACUCCCCCAUUUAUGCUGAGAGCUGCAAAGGGAAGAGGAGCCAGCAGUUCAGCUUCAGACUAAGUUGUAUAGUGGCUUCAUUACUCAUCCUGCAUCUGUUUGACUCAGUGAAGCCCCCGACCCAGACGGAAUUCCUGUUUUACUUUCUGUCUUUCUGUAAGAGUGCUGCUGUACCUCUGGCUGCUGUGGUAUUUGUUCCAUACUGUGUGUCACAAAUUGUAAACCGAGAGGAGAAGAAAAAGCUUCUAUAG